GCGGGCCGUCAGCAGCAGCAGGCUGUGAACACCGCAGUGCUUGCUACAGCUCAGCCUGCUCUCCGUGUUCGCCUUUCUUCCUCAGCAGCGUCGACACGGAGGAAAACAGACGUCCAGCCGGUGGUUUUCACCCUAAACACAGGAGGUCUGAAAACCCCGCUUCUCCUUUUCCUGUCCGCCCGCAGUUGCAGGUUGGAGCAGUGGUCAGCACUGUUGGCAACAAGAAGGUCCCAGAUUUGAAUAUUGGUUGUAGCCCUAGGUGCAGUGUGUGGUGUAAAUAGAACAGGAUUCAGAAGAUAAACUUGCUGGUUUCACUGCUGAGGACUCACUAGAACGGUUUUUCCAGUCACAGACCUUCUGAAGAGGUCAAAGGUGCGGCGGGGGCGAGGCUGCUCACAGGUCAAAACAAACCUGACGCCAUGGAUGUGGAUGAGGAGGAAAACAUGAGAUCCUGCAACGAAGGCGUUGUAAGUUACUCUUUCUGGGCACCGCAGGUUCAAGCAGCACAGACGUUAAGGAAAACCGAAACCUGGACAACGUGUCCUGCAAAGACGGGAUGGGAGUCGGUGAUCAGCUCCCCAAUGGAAGCGGCCAUGGCAGUCGAAAGCGCCCCUUAGAGGAGGGGAACAAUGGGCAGGCCCAUUCCAAGUUCCGGGCAAAGAAGCGCAAGAAAACACCAGGGCCGGUGCUGCCCAAAAAUGCUCUGAUGCAGCUAAAUGAGAUCAAACCAGGUCUGCAGUACAAGCUGCUGUCUCAGACUGGGCCGGUCCAUGCACCAGUGUUUGUCAUGACUGUGGAGGUUAAUGGGCAGAUGUUUGAGGGCAUGGGUCCGACUAAGAAGAAGGCUAAGCUGAAUGCAGCCGAGAAAGCGCUGCGUUCAUUUGUUCAGUUCCCCAAUGCAUCUGAGGCCCACCUGGCCAUGGGUCGUACACUGACGGUGAAUACUGACUUUACAUCAGAUCAAGCAGACUUCCCUGACAUGCUCUUUAAUGGCUUUGAGACACCCGCCACACCUGAAGAAUCCUUCUAUCUAGGCUCCAACGGUACAAACUCACUAGGGGAGUAUCCGUUACCCACACCACCUGGCAGCAACCUUGCCCAGGCUCCUUUACCCCCUCCAUCUGUAUUCAGCUCACCCUCCACUGGCAAAAAUCCAGUCAUGAUCCUCAAUGAGCUCAGGCCAGGCCUCAAAUAUGACUUUGUCUCAGAGAGUGGUGAAAGUCAUGCCAAGAAUUUUGUGAUGUCAGUAACAGUGGACUCACAGACGUUUGAAGGCUCAGGGCGGAACAAAAAGUUGGCGAAAGCCCGGGCAGCACAGGCCGCCCUCUCUGCUCUCUUCAACAUGCAACUAGACCAGACACCGUCCAGGCAACCCAUACCAAGAGAGGGGUUGCAACUUCACCUUCCCCAGGUUCUGGCUGACGCUGUGUCUCGCCUGGUGGUGGACAAGUUCAGUGAGCUGACAGACAACUUCACCUCCCCCCAUGCACGACGAAAAGUCCUGGCAGGAGUCGUCAUGACAACAGGGACUGAUGUGAAGGAAGCACAGGUCAUCUGUGUCUCCACUGGAACCAAGUGCAUCAACGGCGAGUACAUGAGCGACCGUGGCCUGGCACUUAACGACUGCCAUGCGGAGAUAAUCGCCCGGCGCUCGCUCAUCAGGUACCUCUACACCCAGCUGGAGUUCUUCCUCAGCAACAUUAAAGACGACCAUCACAAGUCUAUAUUUGUGCCAUGUGACAAGGGAGGCUACAAAUUAAAGGACAACGUUCAGUUCCACCUGUACAUCAGCACCUCACCAUGCGGAGACGCAAGGAUUUUCUCUCCGCAUGAAGCCGGAGUGGAAGAUCAGGGUGACCGACACCCAAACCGCAAAGCAAGAGGUCAGCUCAGGACCAAAAUUGAGUCAGGGGAGGGCACCAUUCCUGUACGAUCCAGUAACACCAUCCAGACCUGGGAUGGUGUGCUUCAAGGAGAGAGGUUGCUCACCAUGUCCUGCAGCGACAAGAUUGCAAGGUGGAAUGUGGUGGGCAUUCAAGGCUCUUUAAUGAGCUACUUCACUGAGCCCAUCUACUUCUCCAGCAUCAUCCUGGGCAGCCUUUACCAUGCUGACCACCUCUCCAGGGCCAUGUACCAGCGCAUUGCAGAUAUCGAGGACCUGCCCCAGCAGUUCACCCUCAACAGGCCUCUUCUCAGUGGGAUAAGCAAUGCUGAGGCCAGGCAGCCGGGCAAGGCACCAAACUUUAGUGUGAACUGGACGGUUGGCGAUCAGGCGCUGGAGGUGAUCAACGCAACCACGGGGAAGGACGACAUGGGCCGCCCUUCAAGACUCUGCAAACACGCCCUUUACAGCCGCUGGGUGCGCCUCCACUCCAAGUUGUCAUCCGUCCUACGGAUCAAGGUACUCAAGCCCAGCUCGUACCAUGAGGCCAAGCAGGCGGCCAUGGAGUACCACUCUGCUAAGAAGGCUCUCAUCAAGGCCUUCCAUAAGGCCGGCCUGGGAGCCUGGGUCAAAAAGCCCAUCGAGCAAGACCAGUUCACCCUUAGCUCCUGAUUGAGUCCAGGGACCAUAUGGGGGGGGGGCAGGGAGUUCCCAAUGCACCAGCUCCUCCCUCCUUCCUUGACCCAGGCCAGAAAGCUUAGAGAGUCCCUCGGUAUCAACCAGGCAUUUAAUUUCCAUCCCCAUGUGCCAGCUACUACGCAUGUGCACUUUUCACCUGCGUGAUUUCACAAACUCUCCAUAGCUCAUCAUUCCUCAGAGGACCUCAUGUUGUUUCUCAUUUGUAAUAAACCUAUUAUUUGCUUUCACUUGUUUUCUGUUUUUUUAACUGGAACCAUUGUUCUUUUUUUUUCAUCAUCUAGUUCUUUUCAGAACAAAAUCAUUUACCUUAUGCUGUAGACGUGGAAAAAUUGGCAAGAUGAGUGUAGCCAUUUUAGGUUGAGAUGUAGCCUAGAAGGAUGGCUAGAUUUUUUUUUUUUGUUGUUGACUAAAACCAAUGUGUAUGGACCUAAAGAAAUAUACAUGCUGACCUUUAAUUUAAUAAUGCAUAAAUCCUCAAGAUGUAAAUUUAGUUCAGAAAAGGUGAAAAUAUUGUAGGUUUAACAUAUAACUGGUUUUAUUCAGAUGCCUUUUUAACUCCUUUUAUUAAAGGUGAAAAUGAAACAAUGUCGCCCUGUUUGAUUGACUCGACAAAAUAAGGAUCCCAACAGGAGUGACACACUCAUGGUCCUUUUUAGCAGUUUUGUUUUUAUAUUCAUUUGUUUGUUCAUUCAUUUUGUCCUCUUAACACAUUCCCCAUCACUGUCACUUCAUACUUGAACAUCUGGGUGGGUCAUGUUGGAUUCCUCCCCAUCGGCUGGGUCCCGAGAUGAAGCUUUAGGAGAUGCUGCUCAUCCUAUAUAUUUUUUUUACUUAUUUUUCCUUUUCUUCUUCUUGAAUCCAUGGCUUUGCAUGGAAACUGAACUGAGAGGCUUGCCGAGCUGAAAACAAGCAAAGGGAAACUCUAUGCGUCUAUGAUUUUGAAUGAAUGCCAGCAACUUUCUCCACAGGCAGCUUUGAAUCUUUCUCUGUUUUCUAACUUUUUUGUGAUUGAUUGAAUGAUUUUUUGGGGGGGCGGGGCUAAGAGAGGAGGGUUUUUUUUUCUUUUCUUUACUUUCUGUGUGCCCUUAUCCAAAAAUAAUGAUUGGAAAUGAAACUGCUAAGAGAACAGUGGCAGUAGAAGGAAACUUGUCAGACCCCGUUUUUACACCAUGCAGCCGUCAGAUCAGAUAACAGUAGAUGUCCUGUAGCACACGUAUGGUACAGUAUAUGAUGCUAGAUUCAAAGUAUGCCACAUUAAGCCCAUCUGUGGUGGCUGUGAUGCAAACAUGUCCCAAUCUCCACACUGUUGACCUUGGAAGCACCUUCGAAGACCGCGCAUGAACAGACUCGGAAGCCGUAUGCUGAAACCCGAUGCCAAUAGUUUCCAACCAAAUGUACAGUUUCGCAGUUUGAUGUUCAGCCUCCUGUAUUAACACCCCUCUGUGUACAAACUGUUCACCGUCAGUAAGUACUCUCCCAUAUCUUAAACCAGUCAGUGAAGAUGCAUUUCUAAGAAACUUCAAUUAAUUCCUGUUUCCAGCUGUAGGGGAAAAAAAUGUUUGCGUGUGAAAUUUGUGUGUGCUCAGGUGUCUUUCAGCAUACUCAGUUAAAUUUUCACCAAAGAUGUAGAUUUUCACCUGUUCCUCCCCAGUGUUUUCUUAACACCCGUUUUCUAAUAGCUUGGCAUAAUUUUACCAUCAGCCCUUUACUGGCAACUUUUUUUUUUCUAACUCUGCACAAUGUAUUUGUGUUUUGUGCAAGAAAAAAAAAAAAAAAGUAAGAAAAAAAAAAGUCUAUGAC
Cyprinodon tularosa is the source of this 4381-nucleotide messenger RNA. RefSeq names its product adenosine deaminase RNA specific B1b (gene adarb1b). Gene Ontology annotation, cellular component: cytoplasm; nucleolus. The record is from RefSeq and is a predicted model, not a curated record. The transcript has 13 exons. Gene Ontology annotation, biological process: adenosine to inosine editing; RNA processing. NCBI's taxonomy places the organism in Eukaryota, Metazoa, Chordata, Actinopteri, Cyprinodontiformes, Cyprinodontidae. Gene Ontology annotation, molecular function: double-stranded RNA adenosine deaminase activity; tRNA-specific adenosine deaminase activity; double-stranded RNA binding. The coding region runs from base 557 to 2554 and encodes 665 amino acids.